Messenger RNA from Stegastes partitus (bicolor damselfish), 4425 nucleotides. Its product is annotated as inverted formin-2-like. Gene Ontology annotation, biological process: actin cytoskeleton organization. The record is from RefSeq and is a predicted model, not a curated record. Gene Ontology annotation, molecular function: actin binding; small GTPase binding. The transcript is spliced from 24 exons. The coding region runs from base 109 to 3330 and encodes 1073 amino acids. NCBI's taxonomy places the organism in Eukaryota, Metazoa, Chordata, Actinopteri, Pomacentridae.
AACCGUUGCUCAGCUUGCAGCGACUCCCUGCUGCCGCUACAGAGAAAUAUUCAGAUUCUGGGAGCCGCAGAGUCCGGCCGCCCUCCGGACACUACGAUUCCUGUCAUCAUGGCAGCCAAAACCAAAUGGGAGGCAGUGAAGGACCGCAUGACCACUACCACCUCUGCAGACCCGGAUGCCACACUGGAGGCAAAUUUGGAGAAUGCAGACCCUGAACUCUGCAUCCGACUUCUACAGGUUCCCACGGUGGUGAACUACUCAGGUCUGCGGCGGCGGUUGGAGGCCAGCGAUCAGUCCUGGAUGGUGCAGUUCCUGGAGCUGCAUGGUCUAGACCUGCUGAUGGAGGCACUGGAGCGUCUGUCGGGUCGUGGCUGCGCUCGCAUCGCCGACGCUCUGCUGCAGCUGACCUGCGUCUCCUGCAUCCGAGCCGUCAUGAACUCGUCUGCAGGACUGCACUUCAUCCUGGACAAUGAGGGCUACGUCAGGACCCUGACCCAUGCUCUGGACACGUCCAACGUCAUGGUGAAGAUGCAGGUGUUUGAGCUGCUGGCAGCUCUCACUCUGUUUGACCCUCAGGGACACCUUCUAGUGUUGGACGCCCUGGACAGCUAUAAGAGCCUAAAGAAACAGCAGUAUCGCUUCAGCCUGAUCAUGAACGAGCUUCACGGCACAGAUAACGUCCCGUACAUGGUGACGCUGAUGAGCAUGGUCAAUGUGCUUGUGCUGGGGAAAGAAGACCUGAGGAAGAGGGACCGACUGCGACAGGAGUUCAUUGGCCUGCAGCUGCUGGAUCUGCUGCCCAGACUGAGGGAGACUGAGGACGAGGACCUCAACAUUCAGUGUGAUGUGUUUGAGGACUCCCUGACGAUGGAUGACGAAGAGAUGGAGCGGCUAUACGGAGGCAUCAACAUGAGCAGCCACCAGCAGGUCUUCACCUCACUCUUCACCAAGGUAUCUCGUAGUCCGUCCUCUGUUCAGCUGCUUUCCAUCCUUCAAGCUUUGUUGUUGGUGGAUCCAAGCAGAGCUCAGGUCUGGCUGGCGCUGGAGCUGCUAACUGAAAAAGCCACCCUGCUGGCACAGGAAGCUGAAUUAGAUUCUGUCACCUGUCUGCUGGAGAGGCUCCUCCCUCAAAAGUCCCUCUCAGCCAGUCACAGGAUCCGAACCGUCGACAGAGCGGUACAGACUCGUCUUCCAGACAGUCCUACUGGCCAAUCAGAGGCACUUAUUAUAGACGCUUUCACAACUUUAUCAGCACCUACUCGGGAGGCUUCCACUGCCACACCUGGUGCUCCACCUCCACCUCCUCCCCCUCCACCCCCACCCUUACCUGGUGUGGUAGCGCCUCCCCCUCCUCCUCCACCUCCAUUGCCUGGUGUAGGAGCUCCUCCCCCACCGCCUCCACCUCCAUUACCUGGUGGAGGAGUUCCUCCCCCACCUCCUCCACCUCCAUUACCUGGUGUAGGAGCUCCUCCUCCACCCCCUCCACCUCCUCCUGGGAUGGGUGUUCCUCCCCCUCCACCUCCUCCAGGUGGCAUCAUCGUAGCCGAGGCAGUUCAAGGUCUUGGCAGGUCAUAUUACAGCGCCGCCCCACCCACAAGCACUGUCCCCUGCCCCACCCUCCGAAUGAAGAAGCUCAACUGGCAGAAACUGCCGUCCAGAGCGGUAACAGCUCAUCAGUCCUUGUGGACGUCAAUGUCUUCAGGCUCAGUGGAACCAGAUUACUGCAGCAUCGAGCAGCUCUUCAGUCUUCCUCCUACGGAGACCAAGACAAGAACCAAAGCCAAGACAGAGCCCAAAGAGAUUUCCUUCAUUGAUGCCAAGAAAAGCCUCAACCUCAACAUCUUCCUCAAGCAGUUCAAAUGUUCCCAUGAGGACUUUGUGUCUCUGAUCCGGAGAGGAGACAGGUCCAAGUUUGACGUAGAGGUCCUGAAACAGCUGAUCAAACUGCUUCCAGAAAAACACGAGGUAGAGAACCUGAAGUCUCACCUUGCAGACAGGGACAAGUUGGCAUCAGUGGAUCAGUUUUACCUGCAGCUGCUGGACGUCCCCAGCUACUCUCUGAGGAUUGAGUGUAUGCAACUGUGUGAGGAGAGCAGCUGUGUGUUGGAGACUCUGAAGCCCAAAGCCGAACUGCUGGACCGAGCCUGCCAGAGUGUGAGGGAGAGCACUCGACUGCCCAGCUUCUGUAAACUCAUCCUGAGCGUUGGAAACUUUCUCAACUAUGGCACUCACACGGGCAACGCUGAAGGAUUUAAGAUCAGCACUCUGCUCAAACUGACUGAAACUAAAGCCAACAAGUCCAGAAUCACCCUGCUGCACCACAUCCUGCAGGCGGUGGAGGAGAACCAUCCUGACCUGCUGAACCUGCCUGGUGACCUGGAGAUCUGUGAGAAGGCUGCUGGAUCAAAUAUGGAGUCGAUUCAGUCCGAAGCAAACUCUCUGACCAAACAGCUGAAAAACGCAGAGAAGAAAGUUUUAUCGUCAUCUGAGGAUGUGAAGGAGCAGUACCUGUCCGCCAUACAGGAGAGCCUGCAGGCGUGUGAGCAGCUGCAGCAGCUGUUGUCGUCAGUGGAGGACAAGAGGGUGGAUCUAGCCGUCUACCUGUGUGAGGACAGCAGCAGCUUCUCCCUCGAUGAGCUAUUCAGGACCAUCAAGACUUUCAGAGACCUGUUCCUCCGAGCCAUCAAGGAGAAUGAAAGUCGUGAAGAGCAGGAGAAGAGGAGGAAGAAACGGGAGGAGGAGAAGAAACUCAAAGGAGACGCCACCAACAAGAUCAUCAGGAAGGAUGUGCCCAACCAGGAAGAAGGCUGCAUCAUCGACAACCUGCUGGCUGAGAUCAGGAAGGGCUACAGCCUGAAGAAGACCAGACCACGAGCUGAGAGGGGCAGCAGAGUCCACGGUCAUCCCGUGAUCAUUCGGAAGUCGCUGGCCGUGGACGAGCCUGAUUCUACUGCUUCCAGCCAAUCACAGAAGCCCCCCGACCUUCUAGAGACGGUCCAGGUCCCCACUGAUCCACAAACCAAAACAAGAGCAGAGCCAGGGUCAGCUGAGCCUGACAGAGAUCCCCCAGACUCUGGUCCUGCAGGAGAGGAAGAAGUCCGGCUCCAACCAGAGGAUCUAGGAGAAAACAAAGAUUCGAAAAAAGUAACAAAGAACCAGGAGUCAGAGUUUGAGGCGAUCACCUUGUUAGAAGACGGAGCAGCGAAACGCGAUGAUGCAGAUUGUAGUCCAGACAGCAGGUCAAACACGUCCAGAGUCAGUUCAGCAGGAGCCGGUGUUCGUGUCGGAAGAAAACAGUCUCAAACCAAGAAAGGAUGUGCUUUACACUGAGGUGAACUGUGGAUGACUGGUCUCCACGGCAACAGGAAGUUGAAAGCAAUAAAAUGUGACCUGACCACAAGCAUGAAAAAAGAUUUUUCUGUUGAAAGAGAUAAAAAAGUGAAGAAGUGUGACAAAGCAGCUGAUUGGUCGUAAAUGACUUCAGCUUUCCUGAGCAGACAGGUGAGGUGGGCGGAGCUUUACUUAUCCAUAGAAUUAUUUUUUGUUGUUUGUUUUUUGUUGGAAACAGAUUCUUAGUUUUGUGCAGCAUAUUGUGAUCUGCGUGACAUAUUUCAGUUGUGUGUCCUGAUAAAGCUGCUGGUUUUAGUCUGAUCUGGACCUUCUGCUCAGAUCUUGUUGAUUUACGAAAGGUUUUAUCUUUGACGUGCCUUAAACAGACCUGAAAAUGAAUCUGCAGCUUUUCUGAUGAUCAGUUAUUCAUUGUUGCUGCGUUGUGGGGAUACCCUGUGACUUUUAUUUAAUGGUUUUAGAUUGUUGAUAAAACAGUAAAAGAGGUUUGAGAAUGUCUGCUUUAGGAAACUGGAACAGACUUUUUCAUCAGUUUUAAUUCACUUUGCUUGAAUCCAGUCUGAUCUGGAGUCAGACUUUCACUUUUUCUCAGAUGCGACAGAAAAACAGAUGGUUUCAGUGAGUCGAUGGUAGUUCCACUGAUAGUUUCAGUUUCUCACAUGUUUGAUGCCUUUUUUUGUCACAUGAAGGCACAAAGAAGUUCUGUCAGAAGACUUUUACUGUUUUUUCACUUUUGAUUGAUUCCACGGUCAACAGCUUCAGCCUGAUCGCCUUCAUCGCUUUAAAAACUCUGUUCAGACACGUUCACGGAGCACAAACUGGUCUGAGAGCAGGAUUCAUUUCCUGAAAAUGCUCCUCCUCCUCAGACGUAGAUUCACUGUCUGUACUUUGUUGGAAGGAUGUUUCUGAGCUCAAAUUUUUCAGGCCAGGUCUUGUUUUGUAUCAGUUGGAGGAGCUUUUACUUGUUAUUUGUUUGUUCUGGAUUCAUACUUAAAACAGAAAAUGUCUCCACAGAAAGUUGCUAAAUGUUACUGUCUUGUUCACCUGGAAAAAUAAAUGCUGCAGCUUUUUGAUGAA